Molecule: messenger RNA, 516 nt
Organism: Sordaria macrospora k-hell
Lineage: Eukaryota; Fungi; Ascomycota; Sordariomycetes; Sordariales; Sordariaceae
Source: RefSeq, a predicted model, not a curated record
AUGGCCCAUCACUAUCAUCAUCCCCAACAAUGCUCUAUACUCAUGAACGUUCUCUUCACACUCCUCUUCGCAUCCCUAUCCUCCUCCCUUACCCCCAACGACAACCAAAACCAUGCCACCCUCCUCCCCUUACCAAACCACAUAAUAACCCAAUUCCCCAACCCCACCUGGCUAGAAAACAUCGCUGUGCGAUCAAAUGGGGACCUUCUCACGGAAUCUGCUCCCACAGCCAGCUUGCACCUCGUUUCCAACCUGGACCUAAAUCACCAUUCCUAUUCUUCCAAGAGCAACGGCAGCGGUUCAACAACCAAAAGGAAAACCACCCAUACCACCGCCAGCAACAGCAACAGCGACGCACACGAAACAACCCCGAAAAUCAAGUCCAUAACCCAGCUCACCCAAGCCCUCCUCCCCAACGGCGUAACCUCCCUACCUCCACCCGGUAACCCCAACACCGUCCUAAUAGCCGAUUCCUUCGCCGGCCUAGUCUGGUGUCUCGACAUCCCAUACGGGUGA